AGAUAAAUACUUUUUUCUUAACUUUUCGUCAUGAUCCUCAAAAUACUCCUUACUCUUACUUUAUACUGGAUAUAUUUAGUUAGAGUAAGAUGUGAAACGGUGCCAGUAGACUUUGAGAAUAAUGAUUAUUAUCAUUUUCAUUUCUCAGAAGAUGUUGAUAUUGAAGAUUUUUCGCGGGUGUUAGGAUUCAAAUAUCAUGAGAAACUAGAAUAUCUGGAUAACCAGCAUAUAUUUUCUAUAGAAAAGGGUGUUUUAGAAGACGAAAUUAAAGAAAAAAUUGAGAAUUAUUUUGGUUUAGAAAAAGGAAGAAAUGCAAUAAAUGGGUUUAAUAGUGACAAGCUUUUUCAUUAUGAGAAACAAGAAUUGCCGGAUUAUGAAAAGAGGGAUAUGAUAAGAGACGAUAUAUAUUUUGAUAACCAAGAUCUUUAUAAUGAUGAAGAAAUUGUCAAUAAUGUUGUAAAAGAUCCGACGGUAGAUCAGGCGAAAAAAUCGACGGAAGAUUUAAAAGAGAGGUUAAAGGAAAUUAAAAAAAAAUUAGGUAUAAGUGACCCUUAUUUUGAUAAACAAUGGUAUUUGUUCAAUACACAAAGACCUGGUAUAGAUUUGAAUGUUACAGGUCUCUGGUUAGAAGGGAUAAGGGGAAAAGGUGUAACAGUUGCCAUUGUAGAUAAUGGCCUAGAUUAUACUAACAAGGAUUUGGCUCCAAAUUUUAAUGCCGAGGCUUCAUUUAAUUUUGCUACUGGAACUACCGACGUAAAACCUGAGUACAAGUAUAACAAUCAUGGUACUAGAUGUGCAGGAGAAGUAGCAGCUGCCAAGAAUGAUUUUUGUGGGAUUGGUGUUGCAUAUGAAUCUAAUAUUUCAGGAAUACAAUUUUUGAAUUCUUAUAAGGUUUGGAAUGAGGGAAGGGCUCUUACUCAUAAAUAUGAUGUUAAUCAAAUUUAUUCUUGUAGCUGGAAACAUGGUAGAAAAACUACAAUUGUAUCCGCUUAUUAUUCUACAUAUAGUGCAAUUAUUAAAGGGAUAAAUGAAGGAAGGAAUGGUCUUGGAUCUAUAUAUGUUUUUGUAACUGGGAAUGCUGGAUAUCGUGAUAAUUGUAAUUACAAUGAACUUUCAAAUAGUCUAUAUACUAUUACUAUCGGUACUGCAAAUGCAGAAGAUAUAAGAUUUUACUUUUCACAGCCAUGUCCUUCCAUUUUGGCUGCUGCAUAUUCUGGUGGACUCAAUGGACGUAUUGUAAUCUUUUCUUUUUUUUUAUAAUAAAUUUAUCGUCUUAGUAUACUACGGAACCUGGUGAGA
Messenger RNA from Pneumocystis carinii B80, 1299 nucleotides. RefSeq lists its product as hypothetical. Gene Ontology annotation, molecular function: serine-type endopeptidase activity. The record is from RefSeq and is a predicted model, not a curated record. The coding region runs from base 31 to 1260 and encodes 409 amino acids. NCBI's taxonomy places the organism in Eukaryota, Fungi, Ascomycota, Pneumocystomycetes, Pneumocystales, Pneumocystaceae. The transcript is spliced from 5 exons. Gene Ontology annotation, biological process: protein processing. Gene Ontology annotation, cellular component: trans-Golgi network; Golgi membrane.